AUGAUGACUGCUGCGUCCAUAGCAUCCACGGACAUGGGGCUGCUGCUGCAAGAUGAUGUUUUUGUUGACUUUUUCAACAUCUUUCUGAGCCUUCCUAUUUUUGGGCAGACACCCCUUUACAUCAGUGGCAUGGGCCGGUGGUGCCUGUGGCCAGAGCUGCCGAGCCACCUGGAUGCCAGCCCCGCGGCUUUGCUGGCUUGGUUGGAAAAGCACCGUCUGCCUCACUUCUGCAAAUCCAGCCUGUGCCUGCACCUCGUCCUCUGCCAGAAGCUGCUGGCUUUCAUUCGCUCGGGGGAAGCAGCAGAGCUGCUGAACUGGCACAGUGCUGACCAGUGGCUGCUGGAGAGGUGCAUCAGCGGGAGCCAGGGCAUGCAGCACCUCUGCGCCUUCCUCCGAGGAACUGCAGGGGAAGAACUGAUCGACUUCUGGCUCAUCACUGAGAGGCUCCUGGGUCUGGAUGAGUCGGAUGGGAGUCAGAGGGAGCUGUUCUUGUCCCUGGAGCACAGGCUGAGAGCCACUCACCUGCGUGAAGGCUCCAGCGUCCUCACCUUCUGCACCACCAUCGUGGGAUCUCUUCCAAAAACCAGGCAUAUCCAGUCCAUCAGCACCAGGAGGGAGAUCCUAAGCAAGAUGCAGGAACAGGUCCUUUUCAUGAUUCAGAGUUACUGGCUCCCUAAAUUCUUCGUGCACUGCAAGAUGGGGAUGGAGGAAGAGGAAUUGUGCUGGCCUUUGCUGCAGGAAUAUCAGGAACGUUUAUCACAGGCUGCCUGGCAGCCCCCAGGCCUUGCAGAGCCCCUCCCCACCAUGCACAUCAAAAGGAGCCAGGGUGUGCCAGGGCCUUACUGCAGCCAGAAGGCCAAAGCAGAGGUCUGGGCUCUGGUCAAGGAGGGGAGAGACAGCCAAGAAUUGAAAAGGGCCACUUUUCAGGUGAAAGCAGAGAAGCAGCCAGGGCCAGCUGGGAGCAGGGAGGAAUUGUGGCUGGAUAAGGAUGCUGUGGGAUCCACUCCCCAGCAGUCAUGGCAACCUGCCUUUGGAGGCAGAGGAGGAGCAACAUUUCCUGGCAGACCUCAGUCCAGUGCAGUGCAGGAUCUACAAAACCUCUGUAAGGAGAAAAUCCUCCCUGUCCUGCUUCCCUCUGCAUCCCUUGCCCGGCUGCCAUCCCUGAAAAAGCCAGUCAAGACCUUGGAUUUCCUUCCCUGGGCCCUGAGUGCCGAGGCUUGUGCUGGAAGACCCUUCAGAGAUUUCCUGCAGCACCAGAACAGACCCCUGGAGACUCUUCUCCUGGACCUGUGGCACGACCUGGAGGAGUUUCUGCCCGUGGUGCUGGACUCCAGCAGAGAAAACAGCUUCUUCCUGCGCCAUCUGAUUGGGGAGAAGAUCUGCAAGACCUACCUGGAGGACAGCAGCAUUGAGAAGCUGCCCUUGGAGACCAGGACCCUCGUGAGUUUGUGGAACCGUCUGAUAUAUGGAGAAUUCUCCCCAUGGAUAUUCAGAGCCCAGCAGGAGAUUUGCAAGGUGCUCUGUGGCCUCUAUGAGGAAUUUCUGGCUGCUGAUGACAGGACAUUCCUCCAGUUUAUGGCUCCAGGCAUGGAUGUCCCCAUGGCCGAGGUGCCAGGCCGUGCUGCUGGCAGAUGGGGACAUUUCCACCUGUCCCAGAGGAUGAACCAGGCCCUGCAGCUGGGCCAGGCCCUGCAUGGCACGAGGAGCUUGGAGGGGGUCUCCUCCAAGCACUGGCAAUUGCUUGCUGCUCGGGACCUGCAGAAAGGGGGCUCCAUCCAGGCAGAGAUGGAGCUGCUCCUGGGCAGUGCUGAAUCCCAGAGGAUGAUAGCAGAUGAGCUGGCUGUGAGCAGCCCCAGCAGGGAAGAGGAGCUCCUGCAGCUCACGAAGGCAGCACUCGGUCCUACUGACCCAUUUGGGAGUCAUCCCCCCAAACUGGACCUCUGGGGAGCCUGGUUCUAA
Molecule: messenger RNA, 1959 nt
Organism: Camarhynchus parvulus
Lineage: Eukaryota; Metazoa; Chordata; Aves; Passeriformes; Thraupidae
Gene: RGSL1
Product: regulator of G protein signaling like 1
Exons: 11
Coding region: 1-1959 (652 amino acids)
Source: RefSeq, a predicted model, not a curated record